Mesitornis unicolor (brown roatelo) is the source of this 866-nucleotide messenger RNA. RefSeq names its product testis expressed 30 (gene TEX30). The record is from RefSeq and is a predicted model, not a curated record. The coding region runs from base 1 to 684 and encodes 227 amino acids. Lineage: Eukaryota; Metazoa; Chordata; Aves; Mesitornithiformes; Mesitornithidae. The transcript is spliced from 5 exons.
AUGAGCGGGCAGGCAGAGGUUAAAGUGAAAAUACCUUUCGGAAACAAACAUCUCGAUGCUGUCUUUUCAGUCCCAGAGAAGAAAUCAACAUACGGAGUGAUUCUCACCCAUGGAGCUGGAGGAGAUAUGAAUUUCCCUCACUUGGUGUCUCUGGCAGCCUAUCUCGCAUCCCAUGGAGUUCUGUGCCUGCGGUUUACUUGUAAAGGCCUUAACAUUUCUUAUAGGUCUAAGGCCUUCAAAACAGUUGUGGAAUACUUAAAGCUUUCCGAUGCUUAUAAACUUUCGGGUGUUGUCCUUGCAGGCCGUUCCAUGGGCUCACGAGCUGCUGCCUCUGUGAUACGUCAGCUUAGCCAGGAUGGUGUUGAUGAAGACUUCAUUCAAGGUCUGGUAUGUUUAUCUUACCCAUUGCAUCGACCAAAACUUCAGUCCAAGCUCCGGGAUGAAGAUUUAUUAUUUAUCAGGUGUCCAGUGCUGUUUGUCUCAGGAUCAGCAGAUGAGAUGUGUGAAAAACAAUUGCUAGAAAGUGUGGCAAGCAAAAUGAAAGCCCCUAAAAAAAUCCACUGGAUUGAUAAAGCGAACCAUGGGAUAGCAGUCAAAGGACGAACAACAGACGAUGUAAUGGAAGAAAUAAAUGCCCAAGUUUUUUCUUGGCUUAGAGAGAAUAUUGAACUGGAGCACAAAUGAUUUGCCAUAUUGAAGCAGUAUCUUCAUGUAGCUGUUCCUAAAUGCAGCAAGUUAGUUUAUUUUCCAAGAGACUUUUUUCUUAAAAAAAGAUCUUUUCAGAGAUCGAAGUGUAAGUGCAAAUAAAACUUCUUUGUGUGAAUGCAAAAAAAAUAUGCAAAACAAUAAAGUACUUUUUAAAGGAA